This is a messenger RNA of Emericellopsis atlantica, 1506 nucleotides long. RefSeq lists its product as uncharacterized. The transcript is spliced from 2 exons. The record is from RefSeq and is a predicted model, not a curated record. Lineage: Eukaryota; Fungi; Ascomycota; Sordariomycetes; Hypocreales; Bionectriaceae. The coding region runs from base 214 to 1395 and encodes 393 amino acids.
GACCAGGGCUCGCUAUUGGGUGCACUGUGUGGGCUGAAUUCAGUGCCAAGAACCGGGUUCAGCAGCGCCGGAACGCCAGGUUAAUAUGUCUGUAUCAGACCACUCUAUUUAGGCCACCCCUGAACCUAAGGUAAACCUGUACCUCUUUCCGCAUCGUCAGAAUUCAGAACCUGGGAUUUGACGACGACCGGUCGACCAGCUUGGACCCUAGCGAUGGCCAUGGACAUGGCCACAGCAACAACCCCAGACACAAUCGCAUCGAAAACCGGAGCUCCAGAUAUACGAACAGCCCAAGCCGCGAUCGGAGCAAGAGGUCUAGUGUCGAACUUGGGUCCUCUGACAACAACUUUCGCGCCACCAACCGACUGUAGGACACUGGGUUUGCGCAGCGCCGAACGCACCGAGCCUAAUUUAUGGGAUCAAUUCUAUGCCGUAUUCGGUGCAACAUGUUCGGUUGACGAUGCCGGAGAUGCUAAGACUUUUGUUCCAGAAUCGUGCUAUCCAUCGGCGUUUGCGGAGCACUACAACAACCCAGACAAUGGCGUCCCUAUUGCGUACUCGCCUGGACUGGCAUGCCCCUUUGGCUACGCGACCGCCUGCACCGUGGUACGGGGCCAAAGUUAUUCUGCAUCACUCUUGAAUUCUAGCACGGAUCUUUAUGGCCUCUGGGAUAUGCUGCAGGAGGGCGAAACCGCAGUAGCGUGCUGCCCGGCAGGUUACGUCUGCCGGACGGAUUUCUACGGUGGUUGCGAGUCCACCGCGGCAAGUAAUGAGGUUGUCACGGUUGUCUCUUACGAUCCAGAAUGCAAACCCUCGACAUGGGUCACAGAAAUUGAUGACAUCUGGGUCGAUCUCAACGGGCCUGCUCAGAUUGCCGAGGCUCCGCAAGUGGUCUUGAUCCAGGGCGAUGCGACCGCGACUCCGACUUCCAAUGACAGCCUUGAUGAUGGGCCACCCGAGGAUGGAUCGAGCGCUGGCUUAUCCCAGGACGGUAUCAUUGCGAUUGGAGUACUCGUUCCCCUCGUGGCAUUAGCCCUCUUUGCAGCGGUGGUUUUGUUCCUUAAACGGGGGAAACGAUUCAAACAGCCUAAUCCUAGUGGACUAGGUGGGGAUGCGGUGGUGGAAGAGGAGGUACAAGGAAGCGGCACAACAGCCAUUGCUAGACCACCACAUGGUGUUAUCGCGGUUCAGAAACCUGAGCUAGACGCAGCUUUGUCGGAGAUGACAUCCAGCGCUCAAAACAAAGCGGCUGAACUGCCAGGUACUCACCCGAGUGCUUUGGCUAGUGAUAACGCCAUAGAAGAAGGCAGACUACAGGCAAGUGGCAAUCUAUCUGAUUGCCAGACAACGCAACUAUGGGGUUGCAGCAAUGGAGCAAACUACUUCUCGCCAUAGUCUAUAGCCAACAAGGAUGGACGUUGGAAAGGAGGACAGGCUGUCGGCGGGGGACCUCCCCGAAUCACUACCAAUGAUUGGGACGCCGAAGCACUCCUUAUUAUUAUGAAU